AUGGAGACCCAUAAGGAAUCUGACGAUGAGUUCCUGCCUUUGCAAGGUCCAGUUUCUUCUCCUUCUGGAAAAGGGGAAAUCCCAGGUUGUGGCUCCCCAUCACCAUCUUCCCCUGGUAUUCCAACAGACCAGGGCCAUGGUAUUUGUUCAUGGGCUUCAUUGCUUUCUGGAGGGACUUCUGCUGGCAGCCAACCAGAGCAUCCUCUAGAGGAACUCACCAGACAAUGGGCAGGGAAAGCCAACCCGAAGCUCACCAUCUUCGCUGGUGGCACUUUCCUCAUUCUGGUUGAGGAUGACCAGCAACUACACUGCAUCACUCAGAAGCAAGCUUGGAGGGUUGGGGGCAGGACUCUUGUUACUUGCCAUUGGCAGCCAAGUAUAGCCAAGGGUCUUCAGGGUGAACUUUUGGAAAUAGAUACUCAAACUAGGGAUAUUAAUAGAGGGGGUUUUGCCCGCAUCAGAGUUGAACUUCCACUGAGUGCCCCACUACCCCCUGAAUUUCAGUUUGUGCUAAAGGAUAGUCACACCCUCGCCCAACCCUUAGUCUAUGAGGGGAAAUUACGGUUUUGCAGGCUUUGUGGAGUCGACUCUCACCCACCCGACAAAUGCCCCAAGUGUGACUCCCAUGGACAGGGGAACUUCCAGCAUGAAGCGGUAAAAGGCAAAAACUCGUUGAAGGCAUCCACUUCAAGCAUAGGGCCUAUAGCACAAGGGGAAAUCACUCACAGUUGUGGAAGGGGCAGCAGAUGGUCUGACCAUAGGAAAUUUGCACAGGAUACCUCAAAUCGCAGUUUUGCCAAUCCGGAACCAGCGGGGCCAGCAGGAAAGCGUAAGCGCAUAAGCCUUGGCAAGGUUGAGGCCCUUGCAGACACCUCCCCACCAUCCCAGACCAGUGACUUUCAUACUGGUGUUGGUGAAGGUAUUGUUUCUAUCCAGCAUGUGAACAUUGAUAGCUUUUUUAUUUUUGAUACUCUUAUAAAUGUUUAUCGACUCCACAUUAACUCUGGUUUGCUUGGCUCUUAUGCUACUAUGUAUAAUGCUGAUAUGUGCGAUGGUGUGUUCAGAUACUUCCAUUUUUGGGCUAGUAGACCACAGUGCAAGUAUCUGGUUCAAGAGGCUUGGAGUUCACGAGUUUUUGGUUGCCCCCUUGUGAGGAUGAUUAAGAAACUGGAAUUCACUCGCUCUAAUCUCUCUAGUUGGGCUAGGAAUUGUGUGGGUGACAUUUCUCUCUGUAUCAAAGCUCUGAGGGUUGAACUUGACAAAGUCCAAUCCAUUGAAUUGGCUUCGACUGACAAUGACAAAAAUCACGAGAUUCUGAUCAGAAAAGAAUUGCAGGCCUCCCUUGAAGAUGAAGACAGCUUAUGGAGGCAAAGAGCUCGUGUCAAGUGGAUGGCUAAGGGAGAUCGUAAUACGACUUACUACCAAGCAAUAGUCAAAGGAUGUAAAACAAAAAAUUCUUUAUGUGCCUUGGAGCAUGAGGGGACUAGAAUCAACAAUGUGAAUCACAUUAGAUCUAUCUGCAAGGAUUUCUUCGAUGACCUUCUUGGUUCUGAAGAGGGCUCUGGCUGUUGUCUGACUAAGAAGGAUGAUGGGCCUCGUCUGCAAGAUGAGGAUAAUGCCACCUUGCUUCUCCCGACCACUCUCGACGAGGUCAUCAAUAGCUUUUUAUCCACCGGGAGAUUGGUUAAGAAAGUUAAUCGUAACUAUAUUGCCCUCAUCCCCAAAAAGGAGGGUCUCUACAGAGUUGAUGACCUCCGACCUAUUGCUUUGUGCAACGUGUUGUAUAAGAUUAUAUCUAAAUUCCUCUCAUGUCGUAUGAAAAGAUGUUUGCAGAAAGUCAUCAGCAAGGACCAAGGUGCAUUCUUCCCUGAGCGAUCAAUCACAGAGAAUAUCAUCUUCGCUCAUGAAUGUAUCCACUCGCUUGAGGGUCUGCGUUAG
Messenger RNA from Nymphaea colorata (pocket water lily), 1938 nucleotides. RefSeq lists its product as uncharacterized. The record is from RefSeq and is a predicted model, not a curated record. The transcript has 7 exons. Bases 1 to 1938 code for a protein of 645 amino acids. NCBI's taxonomy places the organism in Eukaryota, Viridiplantae, Streptophyta, Magnoliopsida, Nymphaeales, Nymphaeaceae.